AUGACGCUGGGUCUCCGGAGCUUUGAAAGCCACACGGGCCAAGGAACCUGUUACAACUUCGCUCAGCCCCUGUUCUCACCGGCUUACAAGCCAGCAGAGGCUUCGGUUGCGUCUAGGAUAAAAUGCAAGCUCCGCACCAUCUCCCGAAAGGACCGCAGGGAGCUGGUCCCGGCUGCACUCCAGCCACACCCCUCCUGGAUGCCCAUUUCCAGCCUUUUUGCUCAUCUCGUGGGCUUUGCUCUUUCAGUUGUGAUACCAGCUCUGUUCUUUUCCAGGAAGAGCUGUAGGAACAGUCACAGCUUGACAACUGAGCACAACCUGGGCGUGCUGAAAACUCACGGUGUCGACCACCUGAGCUACAGUGAGCUCUGCCAGCUCUUGUUUCAGAACGACCCCUGGAUUUUGCCAGAGAUCUGCCUUCACUACAAUAAAGGAAAUGGACCCUAUGGCUCUUGUUCCUUUCAGAAGCAAUGUACGAAACUCCAUAUCUGCCAGUAUUUUUUACAGGGUGAAUGCAAGUUUGGUACUAGCUGUAAGAGAUCCCAUGAUUUCUCUAAUUCUGAGACUCUGGAAAAACUGGAGAAGUUGGGCAUGAGCUCACACUUGGUGGGCAGGCUGCCUUCCAUUUAUAGGAAUGCGUAUGACAUCAAGAAUAAGAGCUCCGCCCCUGGCAAAGUGCACCUUCCGGAUCUAGGGACUUCUGGAAGAAAAGAUAGUUCAGGUUCUAUGUCCCCAACCACUACUAACCAAGAGGAGAAUGAUGAGAUCUGCUUAUACCAUAUCCGGAAAAGUUGUAGCUUUCAAGAUAAAUGCAAUAGAGUUCAUUUCCAUUUGCCAUAUAGAUGGCAGUUCUUGGAUGGAGACAAAUGGAAGGAUUUGGACAAAAUGGAGCUUAUCGAAGAAGCAUAUAGCAAUCCCAGAAAAGACAGGAUCCUAUGCGCUGAGUCAGUCGGUGAUUUUCACUUUGAUUAUCUGAACUUCGACUCCAUGACGUUCGGCACUGCCCGGGCUCGCCGCCUCUCCACGGCUUCGUCAGUCACCAAACCUCCACACUACAUUCUCACCACCGAGUGGGUGUGGUACUGGAAUGAUGAAUUUGGUUCUUGGCAGGAAUAUGGAAGACAAGGCAUGGAGCACCCCGUGACCACUGUCAGCAGCAGCGAUUUGGAGAAGGCCUACCUGGCGUACUGCGCCUCAGGGUCUGAUGCCCAGGCAGCCAUAAUGAAGUUCGAGGCUGGAAAGCACAAAUACAAGUUAGACUUCAAAGCCUUCAUUCAGAAAAACCUGCUCUAUGGCACAACCAGAAAGGUUUGUCGGAGACCCAGAUACGUGUCUCCUCAGGAUGUGAAGGUGAAGCAAACCUGCAGUGUCAAGUUUCCAGGCCCAAAGAGCAUCCCAGACCAUUGGGACCCCUCGGCUCUGCCAGACCUCGGCUUUAAGUUGAUCGCCCUCAGUUCUUCCUCAGAAGAAUAUCAGAAGGUCCAGAACCUCUUUAAUCAUACGCUGCCCUUCUGCAUCCAGAAGAUUGAGCGAGUCCAGAACCUGGCUCUCUGGGAAGUCUACCAGUGGCAGAAAGGGCAGAUGCAGAAGAGAAAUGAAGGGAAGGCGGUGGAUGAGAGGCAGCUGUUCCAUGGUACCAGUGCCAGUUUCGUCGAAGCCAUCUGCCAGCAGAACUUUGACUGGCGGGUCUGUGGUCUUCAUGGCACUUCCUAUGGCAAAGGGAGCUACUUCGCCCGAGAUGCUGCGUAUUCCCACCACUACAGCAAAUCCAGCUCAAAGGUGCACACGAUGUUCCUGGCUCGGGUGCUGGUGGGCGAGUUCACUCGAGGCAACACCUCCUUCGUCCGCCCCCCAGCCAAGGAGGGCCAGGGCAACGUCUUCUACGACAGCUGCGUGAACAGCAUGUCCGACCCUUCCAUCUUUGUGGUCUUCGAGAAGCACCAGGUCUACCCAGAGUACGUCAUCCAGUACACCACGUCGGCCAAGCCUGCGACCGGGGCCUUCAGCCUGCUUUCCCUGUCAUCCUUCUUUGGCUUCCGGGAGUGAACACGAGGACGUUUUAUGUGUUUCAGGCUUGUCUUCCUUGAAAUAGCUAUUUGGGAAAGUGGGUUUUGGGGGUUUUUGUUUGUUUGUUUUUUAAACGAAAAAGCUUUUAAUGAACUGUUUAAUGUUGACUUCUUGAUGAAGUUACAUUCUUAAUCUCUUGCUGAUAGUAGUUUUCGGUUUUAAGUCACUUGAUUUCGGUGGCGGGCUAACCAGUAGUGAUUGUAGGCGAGCCCAUUACUGCUUUUUACUAGGAUGUUAAGCUUUUUUUUACUCUUUGUUGACUUUGCUGCUGAUUGGCACCAGUCACAGAGUUUCCAGAUACUAUUUUAUGGAUUGGUUCUAAUUUUUAAGAAUUUCUUUCUCUCCAGUGAUUUAAUUUUUCAGGAUCUUGGUGGCAUCUUGUUGGUUUUUUUUUUUGUCAGAAUAACACAGUAGCCUAUGGUAUGGAAAAGCCUACCUUGUGGCCUAGGGAGGCACAGUCAUUGUGUCCGUUGCUCUGGCUCUAAUCCAGGCAGCUUUUCUGCUGCUUCUCUUGGGCUUCUGGACUUGGUAUUAGGCCAUCUGUUACACUGUCAGACAAGUGGCUACUGUGGGUGUCAUCGAGUCCCUGCUGGUUUCCCUUUGUCACGGGCACGGUCCGUGAAUGCUAUCCCUGAAUGCUAUCCCUAUGUCUCUUAAGCUCACUGGACAUCUUCUGAAUAUGGGUUUUAUGUCCCCAUGAGAUUAGAAUACCUGUGCUGCAAAUGUCACAAUAGAGUAUGGAAAUAAAAGAAUAUUUAUCUGAA
Pteropus alecto (black flying fox) is the source of this 2831-nucleotide messenger RNA. It is a transcript of the gene PARP12, whose product is annotated as poly(ADP-ribose) polymerase family member 12. The transcript has 12 exons. Bases 1 to 2046 code for a protein of 681 amino acids. Lineage: Eukaryota; Metazoa; Chordata; Mammalia; Chiroptera; Pteropodidae. Gene Ontology annotation, molecular function: NAD+ poly-ADP-ribosyltransferase activity; metal ion binding. The record is from RefSeq and is a predicted model, not a curated record.